AUGAGCCUUAUGAUCAUGAAGUGUGCCAUUCUAGAACCCUUCAAGGACACUUUGUUUGAAGAGGCUACUACAACAAGAAUUUUUCUUGAAGAAUUUGAGAAAAAGUUUACUAAGAAUGAUAAGGUCAAAACAAGUACGAUCUUAAUAAAACUUAUCUCUAUGAAGUAUAAAGGCAAGAAAAAUAUAAGAGAGUAUAUUCUUGAGAUGUCUCAUCUUACAUCAAAACUAAAGGCACUAAAGUUAGAGCUAUUGGAAGAUUUACUUGUGCACUUAGUUUUGAUUUUUCUUCCUACACAAUUCAGUCAAUUUAAGGUGAGCUAUAAUUGUCAAAAAGACAAAUGGUCCCUAAAUGAGUUCAUUUGGCCAUGA
Molecule: messenger RNA, 369 nt
Organism: Spirodela intermedia
Lineage: Eukaryota; Viridiplantae; Streptophyta; Magnoliopsida; Alismatales; Araceae
Source: the annotation of a GenBank genome assembly